UUUUGAAGUGAGUAAGAGAGCAUCUUAAACCUAAGAAAAUGUCCCAAAUAAAUGCGGCCCAAACCAUUGAUUUGAUAAGCGAUCUUUGACGGAAUUUCUCGUCGAGAAAGCAGGAGACGAUUCUUCUUUCAAAACCCCCAAAAUCGAAGCCAAAUGCAGCAGGCAGUUCCUCCACCACCGGCUCAGGAGGCGGCGCCGCCGCCAGCGGGGAAUGCCCCGCCCAAGCAGGUGGCUCAAGCGUUGGAGCAGCUUGGUCAGGCGGGACGCCUGAUUGCCGAUGUGCGGCUGGGCGCGGACCGGUUACUGGAAGCCUUGUCCUUCGUGGCGGAGAAGCCUCACCACCAAUAUUCUGCUAAGUGUUUAAAUUUAAUCCUCAAAGAAGAAUCCCUAAUGCGCCAACACCUCGUGAACCUCCGCGCGAUUGGAAGACAGCUGGAGGAAUCUGGUGUUUUAAAUGAUUCUCUUCGUUCACGUAGUAAUUCUUGGGGUCUCCACAUGCCUCUGGUCUGUCCAGAUGGAGCUGUUGUUGCCUAUGCAUGGAAGCGCCAACUUGCUGGCCAGGCUGGUGCAUCUGCUGUUGACAGGACUAGGUUGGCACUUAAGGCGUUCACAGAUCAAAAGAGGCAAUUUUUCCCGCACCUUGCUGAUGAUUCUGUUGUAGAAUCAGCAACAAAGAAGCAUUGCAGUCCUCUGCCAAUAUCUUAUGAAGAGAUUGGUGAUCUGAAAACAGUUGGUGAUAUUCUGUCGCAUCUGGAGAAAGAAGUUCCGAAUCUGCAAGCAUCUACAUACCAGCGAAUGGAUUGGUUAAAGCGGGCAUCAUCUUUGCCCUCUGCUGCAAAUGAAAGCUCAACCGAGUCUACAAAAGAUCUUAGCUUCCCAAGCACAAGCAAAUGGAGACAAAGGUCAGAAAUGCAUGCUGCAGAUGAAGCUGCUGUGAUUGAGUUACUUCUCCCCUCUGUUUUCAGAGCAUUAGUAUCGCUACACACAGCAGGAUCCAUUGACCCUGAUGCAGUAGCUUUCUUUUCACCUGAUGAGGGUGGCAACCAUUUGCAUGCAAGAGGUUUUUCAUCUCAUCAUGUAUUUAGGCAUGUUUCGGAACAUGCUUCUAUGGCUCUGCAGUUGUUUAUUUCUGCCCAUCCGAAAAUGGCCUUGCAUCUUCUGCUGGUACCUCCAGAUGAUCUGGCAAUUAAAUAUAUGAAGGUAAAUAUUCCUAUGCUCGUUUCUUCCUCGUUGAUGAGUAUUUCCAUAGUAGUGAGUUAUUGGUGAUUACGACUGUGCAGCAAGUGUGGGAAGCUACUAGCAAUGGACAAACAAUCGGGGUUGGUAUUGCCUCCUGUGAAGCGCCCUUACCGCUUAACUGCUGGUAGAAGUACGCCAAAGAAUUCGCCUACUAAAUGUAACCUGGAUCUUAUUCAGGCGUUUCACAUAGGCUGCUUUUCAGAGGAUGCAUAGUUGCCAUUCUCUCUCUCAUGUUGUAGAUUGUAGAAUGAGGCUCUGUGGUGAGGAGGUUUGCUAUUAAGAAACUUUAGCUGUUACCAGGAUAACUGUCAAACACGCAAUCUUUUACAUUGUAUAUUACAAUAACUGUUUGUUUCUCUU
This is a messenger RNA of Salvia miltiorrhiza (redroot sage), 1599 nucleotides long. Its product is annotated as mediator of RNA polymerase II transcription subunit 27. The record is from RefSeq and is a predicted model, not a curated record. NCBI's taxonomy places the organism in Eukaryota, Viridiplantae, Streptophyta, Magnoliopsida, Lamiales, Lamiaceae. Bases 154 to 1266 code for a protein of 370 amino acids. Gene Ontology annotation, biological process: regulation of transcription by RNA polymerase II. Gene Ontology annotation, cellular component: mediator complex. Gene Ontology annotation, molecular function: transcription coactivator activity. The transcript is spliced from 6 exons.